CGGAAGGGCUGACAGCAGUGACUUUUCAGAGCAGAGAAAUCAUUCUCAGAACAGCAGCUGGAAUUUUUUUUUUUUUUUUUUUCAAAGAAAACCUCAACUGCGCACCAGACCUCACUGGGCAGUAAUUACACAGGAGUUUAAAUGUGAACCAGAGAACCUACAGAUGCAGAACACCUUAAAUCGUCAUAACCAUGGCAUCAGUCUGGCUUCUACUUGUGCUGUGGAUAUUUGUAAAUGCCUUGAUAAAAGUGAUUCAAGCUUCUUCAUGUGCUACGAUUCACACUCCUGCUGAAGUGGUGCGCUCUGGUUCACCCGUGUCAGUGUCCUGCUCCAUCAAGGAUGACUGCACACUGACCAAAGGCAAAGACUUCCAUGUGGCAUGGAAAAUUAACAACGGUUUUGACCCCAGCAAUCUCUCUUACCAGGAGAGUAACGGGACAUAUGGUGUAAUCAUACCUAGUCUAGACACAGACACAUCCAUUGCUUGCGCUGUGUGUGAAGAGGAGAAAUGCCAAAUUGUCAAUGGAGUGCAAGUGAAAGUGGGAUAUCCUCCAUCCAUUCCUAAAAACCUGAGCUGUUCUUUGAAUCUAAGACCUGAAAAAAAGGUAUUCCUGUGUAAGUGGGAUCCUGGUCAGGAAAGGGAAAUUCUUUCUACAAAUUAUACACUUAACAUAUUUAGGGUCAAAGCUAAAAAGGUUCCAAGUGAACAAUAUCGUAUACCACGUGGAGAGCAUUUUUACUUGAUUCCACGGCUAUCAUAUAAUUUACUUUCAGUGUUGGAGAUAAAUGUGACAGCGGUGAAUGUCUUUGGGAAUGUCACCUCUGAAACCCUGAAGCUGAUCCCAAUGGAAACAGCAAUAUUCGACCCUCCAGAGAUUAACAGGAUUGAAGCAGAUGUUGCAGGCUGCUUAAAUUACAACUGGAGUCUUGGAAAAUCUGAGCAAUGGUUGAUGACUGCCAUCAGUUUAGAGUUGAGACUGAAAACAGUAGACAACCAGCAAAACAAAGAGUUGGUUUUGCCCUUCACAAAAAAAAAUGGAGGCAAAAUAAAUGUAUGUGGCCUUUUUCAUGGUACAAAUUACAGCACCACAAUGCGAGUGAAGUAUAGUACAUUGAGUAAAUGGAGUGAAUGGAGCGAUCCAAAAAUAGCCAACACCGUUAUGAAGGCUCCGACUGGCAGCCUGGACACAUGGCUUAAAGUGGAUGAUCAGAAUGCACAGCUCUACUGGAAGCCCUCAGAAAAUUUCCGGCCCAACGGCUGGAAUUUGUCAUACAUUGUUGAAUCAAUGGAACCAAAAAGGAAUUUGUGUAUUACGCAAGAAAGCCACUGCUUUUUCAAUCUUACCGAGAAGGUUGAAAAGGUUUACCUGAGAGCCACUAACGCAGCGGCAAGCUCGGAUCAUACCGAAGUACUGGUGUAUCGGAAAAAAGGGCUGGGCUCUGUCUCUAAUUUCAGUGUUCAUCCCCAGUCCGAGACGUCCGUGCUGUUGGUGUGGGGAGGGACACCAGCGUCCCACACAGUCACAGGAUAUGUGCUUGAGUGGAGAUCUCUGAAUGAGAUGCCGGAAGCUCCCCUGUCCUUCAUUCUGAUGGACAAAAACAUCUCCAGUACCAUACUAACAGGGUUAAGGCCUGACAAACAUUAUCAGAUCUCUAUUUAUCCCAAAUACGAUAGAGGGAUUGGAUUUCCAUACAUUUUGCCAUACAGCUUUCAGACAGCAUCCUCUGUGGCUCCAGUGUCGAAUAUUAUAAGAGAACAUUCCAAUGAGAAAAAUGGAACCAUUCGAGAUGGAAUUGAAAUGACGAUGUUUGUUAUCCCAAUAUACAUUGGGUUAUCACUUUUCAUCAUUGUUGUGUUUGCAUGUUUUGGGAAAACUGAACGGGUGAAGAUGUGUUUGUGGCCUAUAAUUCCUGAUCCUGCCAACAGCAGCAUUAAGAAGUGGACCACCACAUAUUCAAUGGAGGGCAUUCCUUCCUUUGUAGAAGACAAGGAUUCUGUGUUAGUGUACCUGUCCCGCUUCAGUCUUCUUGAUCUGGAUGAGAAAGAGCCGUUCAAGAGUGACUAUGUCAAGGAGAGCCAGUGGUCACGCGACAUCAACAGUUAUGAUGAAUGUCAUUCCUCAUUGCAGACCUGUGUCCAAUACGAUUCGGAGAAUGACAGGGAUUCUGUUCCUUAUGCCACAGUGGUUUUCAGUGGUCCAUAUCAAAACCAUUCAUCCUGUCGGCCACCCUACGUUCGCUCCGAAUCCACACAGCCUCUGUUAGGAGCGGACGACCCCUGCAGCCCCCCACCGUAUGAGAAUGUGUCACCAAGCGGCAGUGUUUCCAAAGUACAACGCUUCAGCACAUUCCCUCAGAGUUUCACUGAGAGUGAGGAGAAUGAAGAACUUUGGGAAGAAUUUCCUAUGCUUAGAUCUUUAGAGCUCAGGGGUACUGAUCAUACCUAAACUCAGAUUCAUCCAUUUCCUGUUUAUGUGCUUCUUUUUUAAGAAUUUGUGUUUCAUUUUGAUUUUGAGCUUAUGUACAAACAUACAAAAAUAUGCAUUCGGAACCACAGCUGAUGGAUUUGGCUCACACGACAGAUCUGUUUUUAAAAGUGAUUAGCAAAAAAACUAAGAAAAAAAAAAAAUCAUUAUUAACUUUCUGCAGAAUUGCUAGGGACUGCUUAUAGGUUAAACGGACCACUGGUAUUACAAUGAAUGAGAGAAAAUGGUACUUACCUUUUCCAAGUAAGAAGAAAGCCAAUCAGUAAAAUCACUGCCUGGUCUUUAUGUGAAACUUGUCUCAAGAAAUCACAUUUUAAGAAUUUUACAAGAAUACAGUUAAAUCUGGCAUUAUAACAACACUUCCUCUGGAAAGGACAAAUUAAAAGAGUUAAAUGAUUUCUCGUCUAAUUUUAGACCGGAACGUGUGGGAAUGCAAUGUUUUUAGUAUGUUUUCUUGAAGCUCUGCAGAAGCUCAGCAUGGCCUCUGUCUUUACAGUGAGCUUUAUUAAGGUGAUGUUGCAUUACAAACCAACAUGAAAAGUGCAGUCCAGAGUGUUUAGCUUCAUGACUUCAAGUUCUUGUACUCAAUAUAAAUAAUUAAAUGUGUCUUGCAGAUGUUUUGAGGCAAUGUCAAUUAGUUCUGCAGUAUAAUAUGGAAUUUGAGUUUUUUUUUUAAAUUAUUAUUAUUACUGAAUGAUUAGUGUUUUAAACAAAUUGGCUGUGUGACUGGUUCAUUGACUCAUAGUCACUUGUUUCACUACUGAUUAUAAUCAGUGGUUUGAACAAAUGGGUUGAAUAAAUGAUUCAAUGACU
This is a messenger RNA of Carassius auratus (goldfish), 3299 nucleotides long. It is a transcript of the gene csf3r, whose product is annotated as colony stimulating factor 3 receptor. Gene Ontology annotation, molecular function: protein binding; cytokine receptor activity. The coding region runs from base 192 to 2447 and encodes 751 amino acids. Lineage: Eukaryota; Metazoa; Chordata; Actinopteri; Cypriniformes; Cyprinidae. The record is from RefSeq and is a predicted model, not a curated record. The transcript has 15 exons. Gene Ontology annotation, cellular component: membrane; external side of plasma membrane. Gene Ontology annotation, biological process: cytokine-mediated signaling pathway.